Messenger RNA from Aquila chrysaetos chrysaetos, 8367 nucleotides. It is a transcript of the gene SLC43A2, whose product is annotated as solute carrier family 43 member 2. The transcript has 14 exons. NCBI's taxonomy places the organism in Eukaryota, Metazoa, Chordata, Aves, Accipitriformes, Accipitridae. Gene Ontology annotation, molecular function: L-amino acid transmembrane transporter activity; neutral L-amino acid transmembrane transporter activity. Gene Ontology annotation, biological process: neutral amino acid transport; transmembrane transport. The record is from RefSeq and is a predicted model, not a curated record. Bases 928 to 2616 code for a protein of 562 amino acids.
AACCCAGGGCUGGGGCUUCUGCCCUGUGGAAAACCCUGAGAAACUGUCUUGGGCCGUGGUGUGUAGCCAGCUGAUUUCCCCAUAGCGCCUGAGUGGGGCGUGCUCUGGGCUGGGAAAAGGCUCUGCUUGUCUAAAAUGGCCACCUGCCUUAUGAGCCAGGGUUGGCCCCGGUGCUGAGCACCUCAGGGCUCCCCAGAGCAGCCCUUCAGCCAGCCAGCUCUGCUCCCGAAUCUGCCGCUUGCUCUCGUGGGCCCCAGGGACCGGGACAGGCAGAGCUGGAGACAGUUAAUCCGGCCGCAGCAUCUGUGGGGCAGCCCGGGGAUGCCAGUGUGCUGAGGUGGAGCAGCGUGUGCCACGGGCUGUCCCGGCCGGUGCACCUGGCUCUUUGCACGGCGAGGAUGGGGCAGGAUGCGGCCCACCUCGUCUCCCAGCUGGAUGCUCUGGCAGCUAGCAAAAAGUGCUCCUCGAUGAGCCAUCUGUGGUGUAAACUGCAGAUGUAGGACCCGUGGCACAUACAGGAGCCACGCUCACCUUCCAGAGCAGAUCUGUUCUUCUCCUGUGUGGGGCAGAGCAGACCUGGUGGGUCACUAAAGCCACUGUUAGGGCCGUGGGGCUGCUUCCCCGGUCCCAGCCUCUGCCUGCGAGCAGCCAGGAGGUUGGGGUGUUGGCUGAAGCCCCCCUGUUCUGGCACGUGUUUCCUCGCUGUCUUACAAGUGGGCCGCCUGCCUCGUACAGGUGAUGGGGGAGUGGGCUCCAGGCAGUUGAUAUUUGCUGCAUUUUCAUACCUGUUGCUCGGGAAGUGGAACAGAGUCCUUGAACGCUCCUCUGUCGCGUGGUGUGUGCGCUGGAGGGGCUGUUCCAAGGGCACCUGUGCUCCCCCAUCCCUCCAGGUUGACGCUCUGAACGAGGCCAUCUUCCCACGCAGCAAUGGCACCCACGCUUGCUACCGCCCAUCGCCGGCGCUGGUGGAUGGCAUUCACAGCCAUCAUUGAGAACCUGCUCUUCUCUGCUGUCCUGCUGGGCUGGGGGUCCCUCCUCAUCAUGCUGAAGGCAGAAGGGUUUUAUUCCUACCUGUGCCACGAGUCAGAAAACACCACCAGCAGUCCUGAACACGAGAACAGCACAGCUCCAGAGCACAAAUGGCCUUCCUGCAAUGCCCAGGAUGAAAUGCUGAACUUGGCCUUUACCAUUGGGUCCUUCCUGCUCAGUGCGAUCACGCUGCCCCUAGGAAUUGUCAUGGACAAGUACGGCCCUCGCAAGCUGCGGCUGCUUGGCAGUGCCUGCUUUGCUGUGUCCUGUGUGCUGAUCGCAUACGGUGCCAGUAACCCAGACUCUCUGUCUGUGCUGAUAUUCAUUGCGCUGGCUCUGAAUGGCUUUGGUGGGAUGUGCAUGACCUUCACAUCGCUUACGCUGCCCAACAUGUUUGGUGACCUUCGUUCCACGUUCAUUGCUCUGAUGAUUGGCUCCUAUGCUUCCUCUGCUGUGACUUUUCCAGGAAUCAAGGUUAUAUAUGACUUUGGGGUCUCCUUCAUCCUUAUUCUGCUUGUCUGGGCAAGCUGUGCAGGACUAGUUUUCCUCAACUGUUUCUUCAACUGGCCACUGGAGCCUUUCCCAGGACCAGAAGACAUGGACUAUUCGGUGAAAAUAAAGUUCAGCUGGCUGGGAUUUGACCACAAAAUCACUGGGAAACAGUUUUACAAGCAAGUAACAACUGUGGGGCGCCGUCUCAGCGUGGGGAGCUCCAUGAAGGGCCCCAAAGAGCCAGCAGCCUUGCAAGAGAACAACAAGCUCUGUCUGUCUACGGUGGACCUAGAAGUGAAGUGCCAGCCUGACAACACAGCUUCUCCCUCCUUCAUGAAGAGUGUCUUCAGUCCUAUUUUGUUGCUCAGCCUUAUCACCAUGUGUGUCACUCAGCUGCGGCUCAUCUUCUACAUGGGAGCUAUGAAUACCAUGCUCGAGUUUCUGUCUGGAGAUGAAGAUCAAGUGGCUCUCUACACUUCUAUUUUUGGGGUAUUGCAACUGCUGUGCUUGCUGACAGCGCCUGUGAUCGGGUACAUCAUGGAUUGGCGACUGAAAGAAUGCAAUGAUGGCUCAGAAGAGAAUGAGGAGAGCAACGCUGAGCAAAGUGACAAGAAAAAGAAAAAGCGUGAUCGUCAGAUCCAGAAAAUCACCAAUGCCACCAAUGCCUUUGUAUUCACAAAUGUCCUGCUGGUUGGAUUUGGAAUCACCUGUCUUAUUCCUAAUCUACCGUUGCAGAUUCUUUCCUUCAUUUUGCACACAAUCGUGAGAGGAUUCAUCCACUCAGCUGUGGGAGGCCUCUAUGCAGCUGUAUACCCCUCCACUCAAUUUGGCAGCUUGACAGGGUUGCAGUCGUUGAUCAGUGCCCUUUUCGCCCUUCUGCAGCAGCCUCUUUUUAUGGCGUUGACGGGACCUUUGAAAGGAGACCCUCUCUGGCUGAAUGUUGGCUUGCUUGGUGUGAGCCUCCUGGGUUUCUGCCUUCCAAUCUACCUGGUCUGCUACAGACGCAGGCUAGAGAGAGAAAAAAAACAGAAGAUGGAUGAUGCCAAACUUUUCUUCAAAAUCAAUGGCACUCCCAACGAGGAAGCCUUUGUUUAAACUGGUGCUUCAAAUACAACCUCCCCUGUACAGGUUCCUACCACAUCUGUGGGUUCUACCUGUGGUGUAAGCCAGGCUUUUUCUCUCCUGGCUCUGCCAGUCUUUGCUCCUCACUGGAGUGAGGGCUGGACAUCAUGACUGAGCUUUCCUCAGAUACAUGGCAGGAGGAGACUUCCUACUCCUUACUCCAGAACACGGGACACUUUUCCUUUUUAUAAAGGCCAUGCAGAUAUUGUGUCUUAAAUUAUCCCCUGAUCACACUCUCCAGCGGCAGAGUCUCUGCGUAGGAAAUUGGGGAGAGAAGGAAUAGAGGGAUGGGGGAAGGGGGAAGAAAGACCAUAAUUCGAGUUUGCAAAUGUAACAUGCUGAAGUCUGUUUUCUCCCCCUCUUCCCCCAACCUUGGCUGACAUUGUCUCAGAUGGAAGCUGCACUCUCCUCCCUCCCUGUGGCUUCAUAAUGGUCUUUCUGCUUGAUGUGUAGAUGGACCUAGUGGUUUUACUCUCUAUCCAGACAUAGCCCAGACUGUUUCUGAGGCAGGGAAGGGGAUUUUAUUCCUAUGUGUAUGAGCACAGCUUCAGUGUAUUGCUAAAUGUUGGCUGCUAGCACUGACAGCUCCCAAACCUUUUAUUACUGCAAAUGACACAGACCGUGAGCAAUGGAUCUGCCUUCCACACUGAAAUGAAGAGCCUAGUGGACUGCUUGGUCGUUGACCAAGCCUUCAGAGGCCUGGAAUUCCUCUUCUUCCCGGCCUGCAAACCACCUGUAUGUGUUUUAAACUGUCUGCAGUCCUGGAACCUUUGAGAUAAGAAUUGGAUCUUGUUUACCGAUGAAGUGCUUUGAGACUUUGCCUUUUGACUCUUCUUCCCUCUGACAUGACCCUGGGAGGGGAGCAGCAGCGUGUGUUUAGUAAAGUGGAGAAGCUUCUUCAAGCUGAGUUCUGGGACUCCAAACACCUUGGUGUUCAUGUGUCGUGAGCUGACUUGCUGUUGAAAAGAAUCAAGAGUGCAGAACACUCCUUUGUGUCUGGUAACUGGAUCCUGUGGACAUAUGGCAGGGUGAUGUGGUGAUGUAAUUCUUCCCCUAGCCAUAGCUUAUUUACAUUGUUCUGAUAACAGCGCCCAAGCUGCUGAACACCAGGUUACUGUGACUGACCAAAAAGCUGCCGGUUUGGCUGUAUUAAGAGCCUUCUAUGAUGUUGAUGCUCUGUCUGGACAGAGUAUGUGGCGAUUGAUUGUAUGGUAAAGCUGACUUACAGAGCAAUACAUGUGGGUAAAGGUGCCCCAGGCCUGUUCACCAUGGAGGGACUACAAAGGGAAUUGUUAACCUGCUUAUUUUUAUAGAGGUUUUCCUAAGUCUUGUCUAAAGUCAACUUUUCUGCCCUUAACCUUCUUGUUGAGGUCGGUAGCUCAGCCUCCGUAGCCUUGUGACUAGUGUUAACCACUGCGCCAUUUGGAGCUGCUCAAAGCAGGACUGUGCAGCGUUGAGGAUGAACAUCACCAGUGGGUCUGCAGCAGCGCGUGCGCUGGGUUGAGCUAGUGGCUGCAGGAAGGUUGGGGGCAGAAAUAAAGCAGUUACGAAGAUGUAGUGGUGGUGCUUUCUGAACUGCCAGCUGCUGCAUUACUGCAAAGCCUGGCAGGGGGUAAGUAAUUCAUCUUCUUUAUGUCUGGUCGGAAAAGUACAAGACUCAAUCGCUGCCCCGUUAGCUCUAAGCUGGGGAUUAGAAACAAUGGUGCACUCGGACCUUCCUUUGAGAAAUUACCUGGAAACUGGGUGUUAACUUGCUUUACUGAUGGCUUGAAGCAUGCACAUGCUCAGCCCAGCCAGGCCUUCACCUUCCCUAAAUAGCAAGCUCGGUGACCUCUUGCACAGAGCCUCGGCAGGACCGCUGGAAGCCCUGCGGAGUCCCUCGCUGGUGGCCUUGCCAGCCCAGGAUGACGAGGCAGCUUUGUGGGACAGCAGCGCCAUCUCGAGUCACUGCCUCCAGCCAGCCUCCUGCGGGCGGUUCAGCUGCCACUCCACUCCAUGGUACCUUUUAGUCUUCAGUCACUCGUUGGGAAAUGGCUUGCCACUUGAGCAUUUUACACAUUUGUGGAAUUUUUUUAAUGUGUUGCCUUUAUUAAAUGUGUUUGUUCCAAGACAGCCUUACUGCCUGCUGUCAACACUUUACUCUUCUAGAACUUCUUGUCUUUUGUUGGCCUCUAGCUUUGGUGAUGAUUUAGUGAUGUUUCCAGCUUUUGUUUCUUUUGUGUUGAGCAAUAAUUGAGGGGGCAGAGUUUUAAUUCAUUUUCCUGUUCACCUGGCAUUGUCUCAAGUACAUACAUGUUCAGAGACCCACCAGCAGUAGUACAGCUUGCCUAGAUUUCCAGAGGGCUUACUGCAGAUUUCUGCAUUUCGUAUUACUAUACUUUCUCCUAAAUAUUUUGAGAAGAUUCCUACUCUUGCUCCGAGGUAUUUGUGACACGACAAUGACAGAUUAAGUAUCUUUUUUUUUCAGUAAGAGCUCAGACAGGUGAGUCUGAGCCACAGUCCUCAGACUCACAGUGUCUUAAAAUAGAGACAGCUGUUGGAGGGUGUCAAUGUGCUAACUCAGCAUUACCUCCACCUCAGUUUCAGAAUAUCGAAUAUGAUAGCUUCCACUCUUAUGUCACUCGAAUUCCUGAUAUAAAUGUCUUUACAAAAUGGUGGUAUACUGAGUGGCAUAUUUUCAUGAAGUCACAGUGGAGGCGAUGCUGCCUUUGAAGUAUGUGCAGCUAAAUUAAACAAAAACCCACCUUUUAUUCCUGCUGUCUACCUCCCUACUGCAGUUCCCAGUCCUGCCCUUUAUUAGGAAUACCCUCUAACCCAGUUUCACCUGAUAAAGUGGUGGAUAUAUGUGCUCUGUGUCUCUGCUGAUGUGCCAUGGUGUUUAGAAGCUGCUGGUCAGCUGUGAGGAAUAGAGCUCAUGCCUUUGAGUCACAGUUUCAGGCUCUGUUUGCAGGUUGAGAGUAAGGUGUGCCUUUGGCUUGCAGUCACCAGGACUAGUGGGUACACGAUGAAGUUCGAGUUGUUCAGGGUUGAACAGACAAAUGGGAGUGCUUUCUCAUGCAGUGCAAAGUCAAACUGUGGAAUUCAUUGCCGCAGAACAUAGCGGGGAACAGAAGUAUAAAUGUUUUUUAAAAAGGGGCUGGUUAAACAAUGGUCUGAUGCAUCCACUAACUCAGGGAGAUUUUAAGUUGCUGUAAAUAAGAAAGUUAUGCCAAGGAAAGAUUACUUUUCUACAAGCUCUGUCUCUUCAGAAUUGGUCAAAGAUGGAGGAAAUAUAUUCUGGGCUAGGUAGAACAACUGACCUGAUCUUGUGGGGUUUAAUUUACUGACAGUUGUGAACCAAACUAAUUUUAAAAGCAGUCUCAAAUUUUAUCUAUCAAAAAACCCUGUAUCUGCAUCCAAGAUGUGCAAAUACUCUACUGGUUCUGGCAUAACUGCUUAAAUGCUGCACCUUCUCCAGGGGUGAGCCCCUCAGAGGACGGAGUAUUCUGGCUUCAGCCUCUUCUAAAUGUUGUCUUGCAUGGUGCAGAAACAAACCCUGUUGGGAUGGUCCUGUUACGCAUGAUUGUUCAUGGGCAGUUUGCCUCGUUCUUUGAUGCUUAUGGAAAUGUAAUUGUGGAUUACUUACAUUUGGAGUGGAAAACAGCAUUGCUGCUUUCUAGCUAAGUGAUGCAGGACCAAGAGAAUUCCUGAGGUACUCUUCUAUGUGCAUGAGCCACCUUGUGGAAAAAAUUAAUGGGCAACCAAAGACUAGAGACCCACAUCAAUUUAAAUCAAUGUGUUUACCUGUAUAGCUCAAAUAUAGGUCAAUGUGUUUAACUACUUCUGUAAUUCCUAAAUGCUAGAAUUUGUAGGGGGUUUUUUGUGCCCCUUGUACCCCCUUACCCUCAUCCAUAUGAGAAGUCCAAGGAGGGUGGUCAUGGGAAAGACCUCAUCUCCUCCAUAGAAGCAUCCCCAACUGAAUGUAAUGAAGCAGAAACCUGAUCUGUGAGUACUUCCCAGUUUGUAGGAGCCCUCGGAGUCAAGGGUGUUGCUGUGUGAAGGUGAUUGCACCUUCUGGAAACACUGCUCCUGGCCUCUACAGACUCUCACGUGCAUUUAAUAUGCAUCUGUAUUUAAAAAAAAAAAAAAGUUAACAGUGGGGAAGGGAGGGUGACAUCUUUUUCCUUUCACUAAUCUGUCAGUACCUAAGCCCCAUUGACACAGUCUUUAUAGCACUAAUGCAAUGAUGCUAUCAAGAGUAGCAGAGAAAAUCUGUGCUGUUUUGCUUAAUAGACACUUAUAACUUUAUUCAGUUACUGUCAUAAAGUAUCUGGAUCCUUGAGAUGUCUGUGGAAAAAAAAAAAAAAGAGCAAAUCUUGCUGAGACUCCCAACUUAACUGCAGUGCUGCUACAACGAUUGAAAUGUUUAACUCCCACACCAAAGCCUGGCCUCUUCGUGCUCUGUCUACAAAGGAAAAUUAUAGGAUAAUGAGAUUUUAACUAAGUCAGUAAAUCACUAAAAUGUUUUAAAAUAGGAGAUUUUCCUCUUGACAGGCUGAUGAAUUUGGAAAAUAUGCCACAAAAUCUAAAGCAGAUACUGUAGGGUAAAAAGAAUGAAAUCUUUAAAACUACAACUUUUGUUAGGUUGGUUUUUUGUUGUUGUUUUUUUUUUUUUCCUUUGAGUCUUUUCUGCAUCUGCAGAGCUGUUGGUAUUCCCUACUUCCCAGUUUAGAAGUGCAACAUAUUCAUAAUGGAAACUAGUAUUACAGUAGGAUUCCUGAUGGAAAGGGACUGGUCUUGGUUUUGGUUUUUUUUAAUUAAAAAAAAAAAACCAAACCUCACUUCUGAUUUAUAUUUCACAAUGUUAUCUUCUCUGGAAUAGCUGAAACAAUGAUGUAUUAUGUAGAUGCAUUCUUACAUGUUAAUUAUAAACCCUACAGGUCCUUGUUUUUCUACCUGUGCUGCUCAGCCUGUCUCCGCGCAACCUGUUUUUAUCAAGUGUCCUGUGCUCCACGUUGUCAUCCUUCCUACUGCUGCUUGUCACUUCCUUGUGCCUGACCCUCUGUCACUUGCUUUUUAUUCCUGGGACAAUCCCCUUUUUCAGAAAGCCCCCUCUUUUUAACCUGAUGGCAUUAGCUUCUCCCACCUCCUCCUCUUAACAAAAUUUUUUUGUAGCAUUUGUCAAAGUUGAAUUGUAAGCUCCUGGCGGCAGCCCUGUGUCAUCUUUUCUGUGUUUGUAAGGUGUGCGUUCUUGCAGUACUAUCUAAAAAUAAAUGUGGUAUUAAGUUAAUCAUUAGUUUUCCUUUUGAGGCCGAACAUAAUGAAGGUAUUGCUUGGUUCCUAGCAAGACUAUGUAAGCAUGAAUGCUUUACACAGUGUCAUCUGCCAAAGUGCUUGGCUGCACGUUGAAUGUUUCCUUGACUCUUUCUUCUUUAAGUUAGGAGCUAACAGCCAGAUUUUAAUUAAUCUCUGAGAAAAUUUUGAUUUUUUUUUUUUUUUUUUUUUUUUUUUUUUUUUAAAUAUAGACAGCAGGUUGAGAAAGAGGUCAAGCUCAGUUAUAUAGGGUGAACUGGUAUCAAAUAAUGAAAGAUGAACAGCUGUGGCCUUAGACAGGCAUGCUACAGAAGAGGUGCAGGGUGUCAAUAGGAAAGUUGCACAUUUUGGUUAUCUGUGCUUGAGCUUGGUGAUGCUGAAUGUAUGGCAUUUUAUUUUUCCAAUCAAAUAAAGACAAUCCUUGCUCUGUGA